Molecule: messenger RNA, 357 nt
Organism: Desarmillaria tabescens
Lineage: Eukaryota; Fungi; Basidiomycota; Agaricomycetes; Agaricales; Physalacriaceae
Exons: 1
Coding region: 1-357 (118 amino acids)
Source: RefSeq, a predicted model, not a curated record
AUGUUCCACGGUCCUCAACGAACCAUCCUAACGGGCGUUUUAUCCGAUACCAUUGGCGCCCUUCGACUACUAGCUGUAGAUCAUUAUCCUGUUAUCGGCCUGGCCUCUUCUCAGAGCGAAGAAAAGUUCCCUUCCGAGUCUAAAGCUCAAUUAUAUCCUGUUUUCUCUCGCGGCAAGGAAGAAAGUUCUUCAUCGCGCUCCUCUCCUUUAGCGCUCAAAAAUUAUACGUUCGGCGGUACGACUGCACUAGUGCUCAGUGCCUUCUCUGCUCCAACCAUUGUUGUAGUCAGCAAUUCUCUCGCUACGAUAUUUUUGCGUCUGAUGGUAGAAACACGGUUUUCCGCUUACGUCGAAUAG